Messenger RNA from Arvicanthis niloticus (Nile rat), 362 nucleotides. Its product is annotated as calcium channel flower homolog. The record is from RefSeq and is a predicted model, not a curated record. NCBI's taxonomy places the organism in Eukaryota, Metazoa, Chordata, Mammalia, Rodentia, Muridae. Gene Ontology annotation, biological process: vesicle-mediated transport. Gene Ontology annotation, cellular component: membrane.
CGUCCCUUUGUGCGCGCCCGAAGCUGCGCUCAGCGUUAAGCAUGAGCGGCUCGGGCGCCGCCGGAGCGGCAGCCGGCCCAGCCCCGCCGGCGCAGGAGGAGGGCAUGACAUGGUGGUACCGCUGGCUGUGCCGCCUGGCGGGAGUGCUAGGGGCCGUGUCCUGUGCGAUCUCUGGACUCUUCAACUGUGUCACUAUCCACCCUCUGAACAUCGCAGCCGGUGUGUGGAUGAUCAUGAACGCCUUCAUCCUGUUGUUGUGUGAGGUUCCCUUCUGCUGCCAGUUUGUGGAGUUUGCAAACACAGUAGCUGAGAAGGUUGACCGGCUGCGCUCUUGGCAGAAGGCUGUCUUCUACUGCGGGUGA